UCUUUCCAAAUGAAUUAAUCAAUUUAUAAGAAAUUUUUCGAAAUGUGUAAUUUAUUAUAAUCCAGUUCUGUAACAGUGAGGGAGUGGGAGUAGAUAGCAGCUUUUAGGGGAUUUAAUCCAUCAGUAGGAAAAGAUCAUUUUGUGCAGCUUUCACUGUGUUCACCAUCUGUUGGAAUGAACUGUGGAGAAAUUAAAACUAGCAGCAGAGAGGAAGCUGCAUUACCAUUCAAAAGCACAUGCAGGUGCUGUUUGACUGCAGGCAGGCAUAUCAGAAGAGGCCUGUCAUUGAAGCAUCCUUGUUAAACAGCAAUAUUUUACUGUGUUAUCCACUCAAAACCUUUUUCACGGCAGACCAGUGGCAGAGUAUAACACAGCAUAUUUACUCAACUACUGUGCUUGUGUGUAAUUUUGAGGCAUUGUCUUCUAAAUAAUAAUAGCUUCCCGUGCCGUGUCUUGCUCCUCUACCAGAGACACCUGCUCAAAGAUGAGCCACUAGAAGACUGAUGAACACCAACUAUGACGGUAACAGCGAUAUAAAUUGCUGCCAAAUCUCACAAAACACACAGAAAGGAAGUAUCAGGUGACUUGUUUACACCCCUCUGUAUUAUGCCACAGCAUCAUUUACAUAAAGAGGAAGCCACAAACGAGGGAUGGAGGUGGGAUGGUGUAAACAUGAUGUCACAGACUUACGGAUCAGGUUUAUGUUCUGCAACUAACUGGAUGAACACUCAGUUCUUUAUGUGAAAGAGAACAACCUCAGACCCUCCAUCCACCUGCUCCUAUACCGCUCGCACAGUAAUCAUGGACAUAGUGGUGGAAAACAUUUACCUGCUGGUCAUCGUCACGCUCAUCAGUGUGCUUCAGAAUGCAUUCUUUGCCAACAAGGUCGAGCAGGAAUGCAAGGCUCCUAAUGCCCACAACACAUCCGCUUUUGAGCGAGUGUCUUGUGCCAAUCGUAACUGCAUGGAUGUGUAUCCCACUUUCCUGGCAGUGAUGUGGUGUGCUGGUCUGUGUCUCAAUCAAGCUCCUGCCGCCUUUGCUGGGAUCAUCUACAUUGUAGUCAGACACAAAUACUUUGUUGGAUACAUGGGACAAACCUCUCAAAGCACUCCAGGCUUCCUGUUUGGAAAACGCAUCCUCAGCUUCCUGUUCCUGAUGUGCGUCGUGGGUAUCUUCAACUACCUGCUGGUGCGUUACUAUGGCAGCAACUAUAGAGAAUAUGUAGAUAUCAUCACCAAAGCUUCAUCUGCUCUCCUCCUCCUCCCUUAAGUCCAGUGUGUGACACAUAGCAGCAACGACACUUCCUGUUUUGUUUUGUUUUUUGUCUUUUAACUGAUGAGAAUUGUUGAAUUAAA
This is a messenger RNA of Thunnus maccoyii (southern bluefin tuna), 1355 nucleotides long. RefSeq names its product arachidonate 5-lipoxygenase-activating protein (gene alox5ap). Gene Ontology annotation, biological process: leukotriene biosynthetic process. NCBI's taxonomy places the organism in Eukaryota, Metazoa, Chordata, Actinopteri, Scombriformes, Scombridae. The transcript is spliced from 5 exons. Gene Ontology annotation, molecular function: leukotriene-C4 synthase activity; enzyme activator activity; glutathione peroxidase activity. The record is from RefSeq and is a predicted model, not a curated record. Bases 802 to 1269 code for a protein of 155 amino acids. Gene Ontology annotation, cellular component: nuclear envelope; endoplasmic reticulum; membrane.